Molecule: messenger RNA, 1086 nt
Organism: Lucilia sericata (common green bottle fly)
Lineage: Eukaryota; Metazoa; Arthropoda; Insecta; Diptera; Calliphoridae
Product: fibrinogen-like protein 1
Exons: 5
Coding region: 33-1028 (331 amino acids)
Source: RefSeq, a predicted model, not a curated record
AAACCAUUCAAUUGUAAAAUUGUGAAAUAAAAAUGCAGAAUUUAAUAAAAUUUUUCACAAUUUAUGUACUUCUGUUUACAGUAUUGAGAAAAGCCUCAGCUGACAUUCCCACUUUGGAGCAGAAUAAUUAUGAGUAUAAUUCAAUGGUGACUAUGGCUUUAUUUAAUAAAUUAAAUAUGUUGAUAAAUGAAACACAAAAGUUUAAUGAACAAUUUAAAAAUUUUAACAAAAGAUUACAAUCUCUCGAAAAUAUAAGAAAAUUCAAUCUGCAGAACUUUAAAACAGAAAUACGAGAACUGCUAAAGCAAAACUAUUUGAAAAUGGAAAAUUCCUUGUGGCAAAUGAAUGAGAAAGUAUUGGAAAACUUUGAAUUGCAGAAUAAGACACUAAAAAAUUUGACCACAGAUGUUGGAGUUCUCAAAAAUUUUGAUGCCGCUUCUUUAAAACAAAAUCACAAUUGGCAAACUAUUCUACGACGACAAGAUGGUUCUGAGAAUUUCAAUCGUACUUGGAAUGAAUAUAAAACUGGUUUUGGUCAGAAAAAUGGAGAAUUUUUCAUUGGCCUUGAGAAAUUACAUAUCAUGACCAUGUAUUCCGAACCUCAAGAACUCUUGAUUAUUUUACAGGAUUUCGCUAAUCAAACACGUUAUGCCAAGUACAAUGAUUUUUUAAUAGGCAGUGAAAAUGAAAAAUAUACAAUUAAAAAAUUAGGAAAAUUCUAUGGUGAUGCCAAGGAUUCAUUUUCACAACAUUUAAAUUAUGCUUUUUCCACCUACGAUCAGGAUAAUGCUAAUGCCACAAUGUCCCAUUGUGCAAAAGAGUAUCCAGGUGGUUGGUGGUUUUCGAGUUGUUUCUAUUCCCAUUUAACUGGUCCCUAUUUACGUCAUUCUCAGAUUGAUAAAAAGAAAGAGCAGGGUAUAGUUUGGUAUGCAUGGCAUGGUGUGAAUUAUUCAUUGAAAUACGUAGAAAUGUUGAUAAGACCAAAAUAUGUUUGUAGGGACGAAGAUUACUACUUGUAUUUAAUUUAAUAAAAAUAUUUUUUAUUUUUUCCAAGAAAUACAAACAAUUUUAUCGCAAACUUAUAAA